Jaculus jaculus (lesser Egyptian jerboa) is the source of this 2598-nucleotide messenger RNA. RefSeq names its product cell surface glycoprotein 1-like. The record is from RefSeq and is a predicted model, not a curated record. The transcript has 12 exons. Lineage: Eukaryota; Metazoa; Chordata; Mammalia; Rodentia; Dipodidae. Bases 97 to 2463 code for a protein of 788 amino acids.
GCCUAUCCUUUGGAGAAAGAAAAUAAAAGUGCAAUUACAAAAAGUCAAUUGAGAGAAUUGGUGAGAAUACCAACACGUGAGACAUCCACUUCAGAAAUGGACUCUCCUUACGGUCCUGACUCUUCUGGUGGUCCAGAUCCUCUUGAGGGUCUGGACACCCAUGAUGGUCUGGACACUUGUGAUGGUCCAGAUACGACCACUGUUUCAGAUAAUGCUGAUAGUCCGGACAGCCCUGAUGGUACAGACACUUCUGAUGGUCCACAUAAUCCUGAUGGUCCAGACAUUCCUGAUGGUCCAGACACUCCUGAUGGUGCGGAUAUUCCUGUUGGUUCAGAUAAUCCUCAUGAUCCGGACACUCCCGAUGGUCCAGACACUCCUUACAGUCUGGGCACUUCUGAUGAUCCUGAUCCCUCUGAUGUUCCUGAUACUUCUGAGGGGCCCAGUACUCCUGUUGGUCCCAUAACUUCUGAUGGUUGCAGUACUUCUGAGAGUCCCCGUGUUUCUCAUGGUCCCAAUGCUCAGGAUGGUCCUGAAUCUCCUGCUCCUCUUGCUGCCCUUCUGGAUCGUGCUAUUUCUGAGGAAGCUGAGGUUCCUGCCCCUCUUUCUGUUCCUGCUGAUGGUCCCCCAUCUCCUAAUGCUGCUGACUAUGAUGAUGAAGAACAUGCUCUACAAGUUGCUAAAGUCGUUCCCGCUAAGGAGAAAAAUGAUAAAAAUGAAAGUGCCUGUCCUUUGGAGAAAGUAAACAAACGUGAAAUUACAAAAAGUCCAUUGAACGAAUUGGUGAGAACAUCAACACCUAAGACAUCUACUGCAGAAAUGGACACAUUGAUGGAAGUGAACGUUCAUCGCUUGUCAGAGUCAACUGUCAGAUUGGAACGUAAUGAUCAAGCAUUUUCAUACAAAUGCCUCAGAAAUGAAAGAGCCUAUCCUUUGGAGAAAGGAAAUAAAAGUGCAAUUACAAAACGUCAAUUGAGAGAAUUGGUGAGAAUACCAACACGUGAGACAUCCACUUCAGAAAUGGACUCUCCUUACGGUCCUGACUCUUCUGGUGGUCCAGAUCCUCUUGAUGGUCUGGACACGCAUGAUGGUCUGGACACUUGUGAUGGUCCAGAUACGACCACUGUUUCAGAUAAUCUUGAUGGUCCUGACAGCCCUGAUGGUACAGACACUUCUGAUGGUCCACAUAAUCCUGAUGGUCCAGACAUUCCUGAUGGACCAGACACUACUGAUGGUGCGGAUAUUCCUGUUGGUUCAGAUAAUCCUCAUGAUCCGGACACUCCAGAUGGUCCAGACACUCCUUACAGUCUGGGCACUUCUGAUGAUCCUGAUCCCUCUGAUGUUCCUGAUACUUCUGAGGGGCCCAGUACUCCUGUUGGUCCCAUAACUUCUGAUGGUUGCAGUACUUCUGAGAGUCCCCGAGUUUCUCAUGGUCCCAAUGCUCAGGAUGGUCCUGAAUCUCCUGCUCCUCUUGCUGCCCUUCUGGAUCCUGCUAUUUCUGCGGAAGCUGAUGUUCCUGCCCCUCUUUCUGUUCCUGCCGAUGGCCCCGCAUCUCCUAAUGCUGCUGACUAUGAUGAUGAAGAACAUGCUCUACAAGUUGCUAAAGUCGUUCACACUAAGGAGAAAAAUGAUAAAAAUGAAAGUGCCUGUCCUUUGGAGAAAGUAAACAAACGUGAAAUUACAAAAAGUCCAUUGAAAAAAUUGGUGAGGCCAUCAACACCUAAGACAUCUACUGCAGAAAUGGACAAAUUGAUGGAAGUGAACGGUCAUCCCUUGUCAGAGUCCACUAUCAGAUUGGAACGUAAUGAUCAUGCAUUUCCUUACAAAUAUCUAAGAAAGAAAAGAGCCUAUCCAUUGGGAAAAGGAAAUAAAAGUGCAAUUACAAAAAGUCAAUUGAGAGAAUUGGUGAGCAUACCAACACCUGAGACAUCCACUGCAGGAAUGGACUCAAUGAUGGAAAUCAACAGUCUUUCCGCAUCAGAUUCCACCGUCGGAAUGGAAAACAAGUAUAAAGUAGUUCCAUACAAAAGGCUAAAGGAAGUCAAUAAUAGUGAAAAUGAUAUAACUGUAAUAGGAAAUGAAGAAAUGGAAAAACAUAAAGGUUUCUUGCACUUAAAUUGGAAACUAGGAACAGCACAUAAGAAACACAUUAAAAGGAGUGAGCCCCCCUGCCCUCUGGCAGAAGAAAAGAAAAGUGAAAACAGUAAGUUCACUACAAGGGAAUCCGUGUCUGCAUCAACCAGUGAAAGGUCUCCUGUUGAAACGGACACUGCGCAGCAAGCGCAAGUUGACGGCAGUCACGUGCCUGGUGACCUACACCACACCGGGAGAAGGGCUGCCGAGAAUACAUCUACCGAACUCCACAAGGUGGGCGAGAGAGUUGAUAGAAGGAGCAGACGAUUUCACUCAUUCAGCAUAAACAACUUCAGACGCCUUAUCUUCUUCAGGUCCUUCGAGGUCCUCUGAAGUCUUUGGUGUUCAAUUGAGAACUCAAGUCGUAAUCCUCCUCCACGUUUAAGAAGAACAAAAUACAUCUUUGCAUUUUGCAGAAACACUUACUAAGAUUAAACAUAGUGAUCUUUUAUGAUUACUUUAAUUACA